Molecule: messenger RNA, 1072 nt
Organism: Thunnus maccoyii (southern bluefin tuna)
Lineage: Eukaryota; Metazoa; Chordata; Actinopteri; Scombriformes; Scombridae
Product: type-2 ice-structuring protein-like
Exons: 7
Coding region: 180-710 (176 amino acids)
Molecular function (GO): signaling receptor activity
Source: RefSeq, a predicted model, not a curated record
UGUUUGUUUGUGUCCUCAGUUCCCUUUUUGUGAGAGAUGUCAAGAUAGGUAACUAUAUAUAAGAGGUGGUCUUUGUCUUGUGAAACACCUUCACACAGAUAGGCUGAGCUGAAGAUACAGGCUGAGAAGAGCAGAUAAUUCAGCAGCAGGCUCUUAUCAUCUUCAACAUCAUCUUCACCAUGAAGAUGCUGACUGUGGCUGCACUCAUUUGUACCAUUAUGGCUCUGACUAUAGCUGAUGCUCCUCCAGAAGCCAAAAUCCAAAAUGACCAAACGGCAGAGGCAGACCUGGUCAAAAGGAUUUUUUGGUGUUCCUAUGGUUGGAAAAAGAUCAAUGGCCGCUGCUUCCGCUACGUUCCAACACGAUUGCGUUGGGUUGACGCUGAGAAAACCUGCCAGGCCAUGGGUGGAAACCUUGCAUCGGUACAUACCUAUGGGGAGUACCAUAAGAUUCAGAUGAUGAUAAUUGGUGCCAGUCACGUGUAUAGACCGGUAUGGAUUGGAGGCUCUGAUGCACAACAGGAGAAUGUUUGGCUGUGGAGUAAUGGGAGGCAAUUCAACUAUCGGAACUGGUGUUAUGGACAACCCAAUAACUUCAAGGGCAAGCAGAACUGUUUAACAAUGAAUUCUCCAGUUACAGCUCGAAGGUGCUGGAAUGACGAUUUCUGCUACAGAAGAAAACCAUCUGUCUGUGUCAAGAACCGCUGGUGAUUCCUGACAAAGAGAUGUGGAGUAGCACAAACACUGAUGGAGGCGUGUUUAUGUGCAUAUUUUUAAAAGCGUCUGUCUUUGUGUUGAUCAGUCUAAUAUGACCUGAAGGCUCUAUAACUCAUAUUACUUCACAUUAUUAUUUCAUUUCUAUCGCUGUAACGCUACUUAAGGAAUGAAACGACAAGUUACGUAAUCAGAAGCUGGACUGUUCCUAAGGCCUUAUGCCUUUAAUAAGAGCAGAUUGAAUGUGUUUUGAAAGAAUGCCUUUAGCACCUUAUUCUUGAGAGUGUACAAGAGCUGCAACUAAUGAUUAUUGUCAAUUGUUUUCUCGAUUAAUCAAUUAGUCAUUUGGUCUAUUAAAU